GAAUCAUGAUGAUAACUGUCACAGUGUCAGUAAUGUCAGUGUCAUUAGAAUAGAAUGGUUGAAGACACAAAAUGAGACAUGCUUGUCUGAGGCUGAAGCUUGAAAUUGAAAUCAUCUGACUGAGUCAAAACAUGUGCAGACCAUGUUAACAGAUAGGAUGGGUUGAAUACCUCACCUGGUGUGGAUAGGACGCCUUCAGAAAGAGACUGUAACAAAAGCUACCUCAAAUAAUUUAUUAUAUAAAAGACACACAGCCAAACUAAACAUAACAAGAGUUAACAAUUAUAAAAUUUCUCUAGCCGACACCUCAUAUGGUCGGCUUAUAAUUGUUUCUCUGCUUUCGAAACCUGUGUUAAAAUGAAAACUACAAGCUCUGGACAUUAAGCAUUAUUUAUAUAAAGCCAGCCACUCAGCCUAUUCGUUGUGGUUUCAAGAUCCACCCCACAGCGGCCUAACACACUGAUAUUUUAACAUAUUGAACACACAGGAGUGCCUUCACCUUUGAUACUCUACUGAAUUAUUUGCAUUUUUCGCAAGACACCUUUUUAAAUUCGUCAUCAGAAAAAAAGUCAACUCAUUGCAAGCUCUAGUGACUGGGAACUUCAGCUCAACUGCCUUUACAUUUCAUCCUCAAUAUGCAAUUGUAACAACUUAUCCCAAAGAUCUUCCAGUUGAUAUUCUGCCUCUGCCGGUGUUGAACCUUCACUCUUCAUCAUCAUUUCGUCCAGUGUCACAUUUAAAAACCAGUUUUUAAGGAUAACCUAAGAAACAUUUUGUUUAUUUUAUCAUGGUCAUUUGUUUACAUAUCUCUAUGAUUGUGUUUCAAUGUUGCCACAUGAAAGGCCUGGAAAUAUAAAUGCUGAUGUUAAUCUAAGCUACUUCCACCUCUCACACUUGCAUCUUCUAAUAAAGCCCAGCAUUGUGUGUGUAUGUGUGAAUCUGAAUUAUCCACUUCUGCUGUUUAAGGAAAUGCUAGAGUUAUCCUCAGUCAGAAAUCUCCUAAAUUUAUUUCACAGUUUAUAAUUGACUGAAAACAUGGAGAUUAAUUUGCCAGAUAAAAACCCUUUGAUGUGGACUAUUAGUGUGUUUUAAGGAUUAUUGAAAGUCUCUGGCGUGUUAGUGGAGCAGGCAGAUACUACACAUUUGGUCCAUGUGUUGUGAUGAACCAAGGCCUGGCCAUGUCGUUGUCCCGUGUACGUCUUGAGGCUGGUAUGUGCGUGACAUGUGGCCAACUGCACGAAGCACAUGGAACGCACUUGUAUGACUAUCACCAACAGGUGGAUGAAGAUCUUAUGUGCCAAAUAUGUCUUCAGCCAUUAGUCACUCCUGUUGACACUCAGUGUGGGCACACUUUCUGCAGUCGGUGCAUCCACAACUAUUUAGUCCUGCAGCAGCAGUGUCCAGUGGAUAGAAAAGCACUAACACUUUCAGAUUGUCAGCCAUCCAGUAUCCUGGUUCGAAGGUUACUGGAUAAGUUACUAGUGGUUUGUCCCAAUGUGGAUUAUUGCGAAGAAGUGCUGACAAGAUGUGAGCUUGAAGCCCAUCUUUUACAUAGAUGUCGUGGUGCUGUGACCCGGUGUAUCAAAUCCAGUUUGGGAUGCUCAUUUCAAGGGCCCAGGAGUGCCUUACAGUCUCACCUAUGGGAGUGUCCCUACAGAGAUCAAAAUGCAGGUAAAAACCCAGUGACAGAAGGAGAAGUCUCCACAAUAGAAGUACAGAGGAAAUUAGGUGAAAAUCUUGGCAUUGCAGUUGUUGGAGGGUGUGACACGCCUUUGGUGUGUACUGUUAUACAAGAAGUAUUUGCUGAUGGCUCUGUCUCUCAUGAUGGUCGUCUUAUAGCUGGAGACCAAAUACUGGAGGUAAAUGGUGAAGAUUUGACGCAGGCCACCCAUCACCAGGCUGUAGCUAUCCUGGCUCAGUUUUUCCCAGUCUGUCGCCUGACUGUAUAUAGAGAGAGGGCCGAAGAGAGUAGACCUAUAGAGAAGGAAGAAAUAUUAAAAAUCACAUUGAACAAGCUGAAAGGGAGACAACUGGGAAUUAAGUUGGUAGGAAAAAGAAAUGGUCCUGGUGUUUACAUUCUGACUUUGAUACCUGGCUCAUUGGCAUUUUGUGAUGGUAGACUUAAAAUGGAUGACAGAGUUCUGGAGAUAAAUGGCCAAGAUGUGUCUUAUGGGACUCAGGAGCAAGCAGCAUCCAUAAUUGUGUCCAGCCCUUCGCGUGUUCAAUUUGUUAUAGCCAGGCGCUCCAGGCCCCAGACCCCAGAUAUUAUUAGGUCAGCUGCUGAGCACAGUAAAUACUCAGUUUUUUCUGAUGACCAUGAGAAGCCAGAGUCUCCACUUACAUUAACAUGUAAAGAGAAAAUUGUUACAAUUAAUAAGGACCCUUGUGAGACACUGGGAAUCAGUAUAGCAGGAGGUGUGUCUAGUCAUCGUGGUGAUACUCCUGUUUACAUUACCAAUAUCAACCCAGAUGGGUGCGUGGGGCGUACAAAUGUUUUAAAGAAAGGAGAUGUCUUGGUGUCCAUUAAUAACACAAGUCUUCUCAACCUCACACACCUGGAGAGUGUCAAGCAAAUCAGGCAGAGUUCUGAGGUCAAGGUGCUGACACUCAGGGUCAUUGACUGCCGAGAGACAUCACAGGGGGAUCAUAACUUCACUCCUUCAUGGAUCUACUGGCUUCAGAUGCCUCAGAUGUUACGAACAGUCAAGACCAUCACAUUGCUCAGGUCUCCUUCAGGAAGUUUGGGUUUCUCUAUAGUGGGCGGAGUGGACUGUAGUCAUGGCAAUCUGCCUAUAUUUGUCAAAUCUGUUGUCCCUGAUACCCCUGCUGCCAAAGAUGGACGUCUUAAAUGUGGCGACAUUCUGUUAUCAGUUAAUGAGCACAACUUGCGGGUCAUCAACCAUGCAGCAGCUGUUGAAAUCCUCAAGCACAUCGAUGGUGUGGUCAAUCUUUCUGUUGUAUCCUGGCCUGGCACUGUUGUAUGAUGUGGCACACAGGUCAAAAGAUGGACAGCUGUUUUGUAUCUCAUUAUGUAAAUAUUUAUACAGACACUUACAGAAUCUUAUCUGUAACAGCUUCACAACGUUAGUCAGCCUUUAUUGACUUGUUAACAGACCUGUCUUGGUGUUAACUUGUUGAACAUAAUUUAUUUUGUUUUUGUAUUCAUAAUUUAAGCUACCUGUAUUUAAACAAAUACUGAAUGUUCAUUUGUUGUUGUUUUUUUGUUUGUUUUUUUUUACUUCAAUUCUAAAUUAUUGAACCAAUGAAAUAGUUUUUAUAUGAAAAUUAUAAAUUUUGCAUAAAACAUGUGGCACAUUUAUCAGUUGACAUUUUAUUUAUGAUGUACAGCUAGUGGUUACUGAUUUUGGUUGAUAUGUAUGAUGAUUAACGCACCAGGGAUACUCUCGUACAUCUGCCUUUCACACAGUAGAGUCGCAACAUGGUGGAUCGCAGAGUGUAAACAAUUAUCACUGAAGUCUACAGACAUCUCUUUCAAUUUGAGCUGUUUAGUGUGUUUAAUGCCUCCACCAUGUUAUAUAUGUAAGCCCUGCAGUAUUACAAGUCUGUUUCUCUAGUCAUAGUAGUGCUCAGUCUGGUCAAGUCUGACUUAGCUUUCAUUGUAUGCUGCAUGGUUGGCGUAGAAAAUAUAACAUGGGAAUACAUGCAGUUGUCCAAUUUUUGAGCAAAAAAAAACAUUCAAUUUUCCCAUUAUCAUGAAUUAAACUCAGCUCAAGUUUCUGGCAAUAUUUAAGUCAAAAUAAAUCUAGUGUUAUGACAUAAAAAAAUAGCUAUGUAGAAAUUUUGGUUGCAAUUAAAUAAAAAUUAUUAUUUAACUUAAAAGUUCAAUUUUACCUGUGCAGUCUAAAUAUGGUUGUCUUCUAGUCUAAACCAAAAAAAAACAGCAUUCUGAUAGAAAAGUUCAUGCUUAAAGUAGAAAAAAAAAAUCUUUCAUUAUUCAUUAUUCUUGACUAAUGUUUUUCUCAGGACAUUCAUUACAAAGGAAGUUUCAAAUAUCACCCUGCUUAACAUCUUGUCAAUAAUGUCACAGCAUAAUUAAUGCAGAAGUUAUCAUUUGAUUGAAAAGCAUUUCUGUUUUUUUUUUUUUUACAGAGAUAUGUUUGACUUCAAUUGACAAAUGUUACUGACACAUUGUCUUCAUUCCUGUUGUUCACAUCAGUUAUUGCAGUUCCCUUGUAGAUGUUUUGAUGUUUCUCUUAUCUGGUUCCACAUCACAUCAUCAGCAGUCUCAGUUGGCUUUAGGCAUGUUGUGCAUCUCAUUGGCUGUCACUUAGCCCAACUCUGCCAGUCAUAGUUCUCCGUAAUCACCAUUUAUACCACAUAACCAUCCAAUCUUCAAUCAUUCCUUGUAUCAUAUAAUCAUCCAAUUACCAGUCUCUUUGUACCAUAUAAUCAUCCAAUCUCCAGUCAUUCUUUUCACCAAUAAUCAUCCAAUCUCCAGUCAUUCUUUUCACCAAUAAUCAUCCAAUCUCCAGUCAUUCUUUUCACCAAUAAUCAUCCAAUCUUCAAUUGUUUGUUGCACAUCCAAAUUGUUACUAACAUCAGUCCACUUGACUCCACUCUAUGAGACAUAACAAACUUUGUUACUGAGAACCUGUUUAACUUUUAUCCGAACCACAAUUCACCCAGUGUUUUUCAGAAAUGUCUAGCUUGUCAUUGUACAAACCUUACAACUCCAUAGUCAAUGAUGGACAUCUACUGCAUCUUUAUCUUUGAUAUUUUUAUUUACACUCUUGAGUUGUUAUAUGUAAUUUUUUUUUUUUUUUUUGGAUGUUCACAUUUGUACAAAAAUAUUUUUGAUACUAGAAACACAUGUCCCUCUGUAUCUAGUGAUUAUGAACAGAAGAUGAAGAAAUAGAUAGGACAGCAUGUUGAUCACAGUAAUUAUGUUUUGUCAGCUAUUUUUUUUUACCUGUAAAUAUUUGAAAUGUAUAAAUAUUGAGAGAGUCAUAACUUCACCUUAAUUGAAUUCAUUUGUUGUAGAAGAACUCUAUGCUAUUGAACAAAAAUAUUUAGAACAAUAACUAGCACAGUGUUAUUGUGUGCAUCAACUAGUCUCUUGUGUGCUCAAUACCAUUUUGCUUUCUCAAUUGAGUUUAUACAUUUACUUUGGAAUUAACAUUUUUAAAAAGGUAUUUUUGAAUAGAAAACAACAAACUAAUUUUUUUUAUUUUGACCCAACUUGAUCAUCCUUUUUGUCAGAGUCAGAAUACUCCUCAGCCAAACAGGCAAAUAGUUUGACAAAUCUUCACCUACUCAGUGGUGCCUCUUGUACCUUAUUUGAGGCUGUACUAGCAGAUCAAGGCAGGACUGUUAUUCAGGCAGUUCAUAAGUUGUAAAUACAAAGUUUCUUGCUGUUUCUCUAAUUCUGUUGGCAGUUGUUGAAGUCCUCUUUGAAAGCCAUGAACCAUUUUGUAAUUCCAGUCACACUCAAGGUUGUGACAUUGUAUAUAGGAAGCUUUAUCCAAAGCAGUUGUUUGUUUUUCUUACCAUUUCUAUGUGUAUCCCAUGUGUGUGUGUCUGUACAGCAUACAUGGACUCUAGUGUACACAUUCUGUAAAUAAAGCCUUUAAACAAUGGUACACAGUAUGCUUGUCAGUUUACACAUUUCUUGUCAGCAGAUUUUUUUGUCACCUUUUUUUGUUGGCUGUCAGUUUAUGUCAGGAAAUAGUGAGGACAAGAUUCUAGCAACUACACUUGAAAACAAACAUUAGUUCAUCUAAUUCAGUGAUGCCCAAUAUACGGCUCAUGGGCCAGAUCCGGCCUGCAAUGUGGUUCCAUCCAGCCCACCGAAAUGUCGGCACAAAGUGUGGAAAAUCCGCUUAAACCAGCCACCCACCUCAAAGAAAAGGUUGAAAAAUGUCUCGUUACCUAUGUUAGGGCCCUCAAUUUUUCUCCGAUUGAUUGGUACCAUGACUAACAUUUGUGCGUUUAUGAGAUUGGACUCUUAAUGUAGAAUUUAUAAAAAUAAAAACAGAAAGGACCUUAUCUUUUUGUCAGAACCUGAUAAUAAGCCAAUAUAUUAGAGUUGUAAAUAAAUGUGGCUGUUUUAAAAAAAAAAGAAAAGCAAUCAUAAAACAAAUUUGACGUCAUUCAAAUAAAAAGAUAGUUAAACUAUGUCUAGUAAUUGGAA
Molecule: messenger RNA, 6151 nt
Organism: Biomphalaria glabrata
Lineage: Eukaryota; Metazoa; Mollusca; Gastropoda; Planorbidae
Product: E3 ubiquitin-protein ligase LNX-like
Exons: 15
Coding region: 1161-2984 (607 amino acids)
Molecular function (GO): zinc ion binding; protein binding
Source: RefSeq, a predicted model, not a curated record